GCCGAAUGUUUCCGAAAACAGUUGUUUCUUUUCGUGAAAAAGCAUUGUAAUUCCAAUUUUCUCCGAGUGACCUCGGAAGUUUCCGCGCUAACAAAAACUUUGAUGGCGGAAAAGGCCAGUUUUCGCCGAGGACUUACGGGUAUAAUACUAAAGAGCUUGAACAGCCUGCGAAAAACAAAUGGAGGUGGCAAUGGCUGUCAGAAGUCGAUUCGAAGGGUGUGAAAUGGUCCGAUUGGCUCCAAAAGAUAGAAGUAUGUGGUGUGGCUUUUUGCAGUCUGUGUGGGAAAACAAUCAACUACAAAUCAAACGGAAAGAAAGCACUCAAACUUCAUUGCGAAGAUGCAAACCAUCAGAAAAACCAUAGGGUAGUGAAAACCAAUACGGUCCUGCCUGGGUCUUCACAAGCCAGUAAGCAGUCUGAGUCUAUGCUAGACAGGGUCGCCAAGCAACGUGCCAUUACAGCAUCUUUCCUGAGUGAACAUUGCCUGCCAUUCACAUUGGCACCAGAGCUGUUAGAGUUUGCAAAACGGUUGAGUCAAGACAAACAAGCACUAGACAAGACCACCAUUUCUAAGACUAGUGCUACUUACAUAAACACACAUGGCGUUGCAAAAAGUUUGAAGGAAGAACUAAAAGAUAAAUUGAAAGGCCAGGUGUUGUCAUUAAAUUGUGAUGAGGCCACAAACAACAAUAAUGACAAGAUAUUGAAUGUGCUCAUUCAAUACUUUGACGAAGAGACAGGGAAAAUUGAAAUUGCUCAUCUGGGAUCCAGGAAGCAGAACUUAGCGACUGCAGCCAAUAUCUUGAAAUCCCUUGAAAGUAUAUUGGCUGAAUAUGCUAUUGAAUGGACUUAGGUAGUAAGUGUUUUAAUGGAUAAUUGUUCAACAAUGAGGGGAGUACGAGGAGGUGUUGAAACACUUAUCAGACAGAAAAAUCCCAACCUGCUUGAUAUCAGUGGUGACACAGUGCACAUGGUGAACAAUGUCGCGAAAACCCUACUCAACUGUGUUGACCAGGGUGUACCAAUGUUUUCAUCUGACUUGUAUUAUGACAUUGAAGAGUCUCCAAAAGUACAAGAGAUAUUCAGUGAAGUACAGAGCCUGAUGAAUGUGCAAACUCCAAAGCACCUCUUUAGACCAAUUUCAAGUCGGUUUCUGCAGAUGAACGCUGUGGCAUCAAGGCUAAUGGAAUGCGUUGAUUCGCUGACUGUCUACUAUUAUGGCUUCCUGUCAGAAGAAGAAAAGGAGGGAUACAGUUCGCCAAUUGUAAAGGCAGCUGAUAAGCCAGAUCUUUCAAGAUCACAAUGUCUCAGACCAAGCACAGGCAGCCAUCAUCCUUCUUCAGCUGUCACAGGAGAGGCAGCACAAGUCAGUCACGAGCAAUGAGCGCAAGGAGCGGAUCCUAGACAGUCUUUUCCAUAAUAGGAGGGAAACACUGGUUAAGAUCAAUCUGUUUAGGGGUCUACUGGAUGUGUUUCAAGGGUUUGUGAAACAGUUCCAGAGUGAAAAACCCUUGAUUCACACUCUUCACACUAGAAUGACAGAGGUAGCCACAGAACUGUUGGGAAUGUUUAUGAAACCUGAGAAAAUUCCAGACAGUAUCACUAAGUUGAUGAAAUUAGAUGUCACUGACAGAACUCUCCAGAAACCGGACAGAGGUAUUGGUGUAGGGAAAUAUGCAUAUACUGAACUCAACAAAGCAAGAAUAGACAAAUCAUGCAGGCACUGGGUUCAAAAUCUGUAUGCUAACCUCCGACAUGGGUAUGUCAUGGCUGCCAAAAAAAAGCUAAAAAUGCCAAUUGACAACAAAACACUGCGUUGGAUGACUGCCUUGGACCCAGACUUAGGUAACCACAGUCAAACCUCUAGUGCCUUAAAGCGAUUAGCUAGUUGCUUGCCAAAUGUGUUUUCUGACGAACAGAAUGGGCAUCUAGCUGAAGAGAUUGACAAGUACUGUGUUGAUCCACAAGUGAAGGAUGUGAGGUCGGAGUUCAAUGAGGAGGACAGAAUUGAUACUGGCUUCUGGACCAAAGUGUUCAAAAUAAAAACUUUCACAGAGGUCCGCUACCCAAUGCUGAAGAAGCUUGUUAUGGCUCUACUGACCAUCUUUAGCGGACCUUUGAUUGAAUCCACAUUUAAUAUCAUGGAUGAUAUCAUAGAAAAAGACAGGACCCAGCUAACAGUGGUCAACUAUGAAGCUGUGGCCAUUGUGAAGACUUCCCUAAAGAGAAGAGCUGAAAAAAGCACUAAAAUGAGAGUUAGUAGAAGUAUGAUAAAAGCUUGCAUAAAUGCAUAUGCAUCUUAUCAAGACUAUCUGAAAAGAAAAAGGGAAGAAGUGGAAAAGAAAAGGACAGAGAAAUUGAACAGCUCUAUUCAAAUGCUGAAAUUGGAGAAAGCCAGUAGAAUAGCCAAGUUAGUGAGACUGAAAAACAGAAUAGUCAACAGAAAAAGGAAAGCCACUAGUGGUUCUAGUUGUGGACACCAGUGGAAACGAAUUAAAUCAAUAUAGACAGGCCAUCAAAAAUUCAGUUUAGGGACUCUGAUAUAUUUUGUAAAUGCUUUUAACAAUAUCUUGUAUAAAUUUUAUAUCCACUAGUGAUUCUGUUGGGGACACCCAGUGGAAAAGAAAUAUAGGCAGACCAGUGAACAUUUAGUUUAGAGACUUGUAAUAUUUUGUAAAUAUUUUCUUAGCAAUAUUGUUGUAUGUAUUUUAUAUAUGUUUGUGUAUGUACAAGUUAUUAAAUGUGCUGUUUAACUUGAUAAAAAUAUAAUAUAAAUCUUAA
This is a messenger RNA of Mya arenaria, 2782 nucleotides long. RefSeq lists its product as uncharacterized. NCBI's taxonomy places the organism in Eukaryota, Metazoa, Mollusca, Bivalvia, Myida, Myidae. The transcript has 5 exons. Bases 1537 to 2508 code for a protein of 323 amino acids. The record is from RefSeq and is a predicted model, not a curated record.